UGAGAACAGAAAAAUCCAUAACAUUAUGAAAAUGAUAUUUAUUUAGGCGAGAUAGGUUUUCUUGUUAAUGUUAGACCUUUGUUCUGCUUUCUUCUUCACCGCACUGCCACACCUGCAAACUGACUGGCCUGAAUUAAGAUCAUUUGAAUUUUUGUUUCUGCUGUUUCUUAUUUCUUGUAGAAAUAAAGAUACCAUGGUUUGAUGAAGACAGUUUUAAGAUUGCCGCUUGAUCACAACCAGCUAUAGACUCCUCACAGGGGCUUUAAGGUUUGAGGCAAAAUUCUUAAGAUGUCUCCGCUAAGCCGUUGUCUCCUGAGCUUCUGUGUUCUAGGACACUUUUACAACAUUUCCAGGGCUUGGCAUGUAAAGAUGCCGAGUAACAUCAGAGGAAUUUUGGGUUCCUGCCUCGUCAUCCCCUGUAGCUUUGACUACUUUGAGAAUCCGCCUCGCAGACCAGACCGUGUGGUUUGGUACCAGUAUGUGAACCGGGGAUAUCCUUUGGUUUGUGACAACUGGUACCAGAAUGACGUCAUUGACAUCUUCAAAAGGAAAACACGUGUAUUAACUUCUACAUUCGACAAGAAAUGCAGUCUUGAAAUCUACCCAGUAAUGUGGUCUCACCACAGACAGAAGAUCUACCCCUGGGUAGAUCCGGAGAAUGUCGGAAAAAGCACCUAUCGGUUUUAUGAUACAACUGUAACAAUUGAAGUAGUGGACGAGGCAGACAAACCGGAGAUCAUGAUCUUUGGAAGCAUGAAGGUUGGACAGUCAGUGACAGUGCAAUGCACAGUUUAUCACACCUGUCCUACUCGUCCACCCACUCUGAGUCUCAACAUCCCUCUGCUGAACCAUUAUCUUUCUCCUGGCACAUUGUCUGACGGCACAUCCAAGACCACAUUAACAACCACACUGAACAUAGAAAGUGACCGUCAGACUGUGGAGUGCUCUGUGCGAUACAUUAGGGACCUGACUGCUACAGCCUCUAAAACCUUAAAUGCACAAUGCUCCUUUUCACCCUUGACCAUCCAGUCUACAUCAGAGGAAUUGAAUGAGGGACAGGCUAGCAAAAUAACCUGCACAGCCUCAUACACAUGCAAACAUCAAAUCCCAACUCUCACAUGGAACUACGGAAACAUGCCGGCCUCAUCUGACACCCACACCCAUGGACCUGCUCAGUGGAGGACUGUAUCCACGCUGACCUUCACAGCAUCAUCCAAAGACCAUGGAAGAUCUCUGACAUGUUAUGCACGAUCCACUGAGGGACAGUGGCAGGAAGCGAGCAUCACCUUAAGUGUAAAGAGAAACAUGCACUCUCGUGGUUGGUCCCUCACUACCCCUGAGAGGAUCACAGCCAUGAGGGGGUCAUGUAUCAUCAUUCCUUGCAGAUUCACCUACAGUUCCUCUCAGCCUGCUGACCUCCGAGUUAUCUGGUAUUUGUCACAGAGAAAUAGUUACCCACCUGUGUUUGACCAAAGAAAAGAUGUUAUCAGUAAGUUUAGUGGAAGAACCAGCUUGAUUGGAUCUGUGAGAGAGAGGAAUUGUAGUCUAAAGAUCGAUAGGCUGGAGAUGUCCCACAACCAGGACAGACUUUACCCAUGGGUAGACCAGAACCCUAUCACCUCCUACCACACCCUGGGGUUCUCGUUUGAUGACAAAACCACUGAAAUUAUUGUUUUAGAUCAUGCAGAGAAACCGCAGCUAAACAUCAUCGGUAUUCCUCGGGUGGGAGAGCAGAGCAGAGUGUCCUGCAGUGUGCGCCACGCAUGUAUCUCUGCUCCCCCCAAACUCACUCUGAACAAUAUACCUGGACAAAACGUGAUCGUAGACACGCAAGUUUCAGAUGGUGUUUGGGAAAGAAAGGUGGAACGAAUUUGGACUGUGAAAGAAGAGGACCAGAGUGUGACGUGUACUGUUAGCUAUCGUGGUGGUCAGGAAGCUACGAGUGACAUCAAGCUGAAUGUCGAAUGUCCUCACAACAGCAUUUCAAUGAUCAAGCGUCCUGGCAAUGAAACAGAGGGUGUGGCACAGAGUGUCAUUUGUUCUGUUUCCUACAAGUGUAAGAAAAAUACCCCAACCAUCAUGUGGAACUACAAAGACAUGCAGAGCUCCUUACAAACCAACAAAAUCUCCAGUGACACUUAUAAAACAGUGUCAAAUCUAACCUUUAUUGGCUCUCUGAAGGAUGACAAUAACUCUUUGACCUGCACUGCUCAUUUUGUUAAGGGGUUAGGGGAGACUUCAGCCUCUGCAAACAUUCAUAUAAAAAAAUAUGAGCGACCAGUUGAAGAAAUGGAUCCAGAUGAAGAUGGCGCGUCGCAUGUUCUGGCUGCUGACGUCCCAUUCCGAUUCUACGCCCUGACCCGCUCAUGUGUGGUGAUUCCCUGUAGCUUCCAGUACCAGGGGGAUGUUCCCGUCACACGCGGCAUCUGGAUUAAAAAAACAGGGGGAGUUGUCUUCCAUAAUGGUCGCAGUCUUGUGUUGGACCAUUUCAAGGACCGAACCAGAAUAUUAGGGGAUCUGAGUGAGGGAAACUGCUCUCUGGAGAUCGAUGACAUCAAGCCUUUUGACAACGGGCCCUUCUGUUUCCGAGCAGAGAUAGGAAAUGUCAAAUACAAAUUCAACAACAGCUGCGUAUUUAUUGUGAUGAAAGCUUCCCCAGAAAAAACAGUCAUGACUCCAGUUCCAGCAGAAGUUGAUGCCGGUUCAACGAUAACUGUCUCAUGUUCAGUGAAGCACACAUGUCCGUCACAUCCUCCCUUGUUCUCAUGGAGUGUCCCUGACAUCACAAAUAAGGUCACGCACGCAAUGACACAGCAGGGUAUCUGGGAGACGACCUCUACCAUCACUUUCAUGGCUGCAGGGAGAGACGGAGUCAAAAGCCUAACAUGUACUGCCAUCUCCUGGCGGGGCAAUCAACAGGCCAGCACAGUGGAGCUGACUGUGAAGGGAUCAAUGAUGUACCAGUUGAGAGCCUCUCUCCCAGUAGUGAUUCCAGUCUCAGCUCUGGUGUUGAUUUUAAUCAUAAUAGCUACAGUGUUUGGAGUCAUCAUCUGCAGGAGAAGGAAGCACUCUGAUGACCAGCUGAGACCGCCACCUCGACCUGAGAGAAGACAUCAUGAAGGCCUCGAUAGACCAGCAAGACCAGCGACACGGAGAGAAAAGGAUGAGCGUGUCGGAUGGCAAAACGAGAGGAACCCUAGGAAGUCAUUUUGGAGCCGAUUUUCAAGACAACAAAGGGAAACUUCAAACUUCAGUGUCCAAUUUGUAAACAACACAUCCACUGUUAAAUGUGACACUCAAAUCUUCAAACAGCGCUUUCCAUCCCCAGAGAAUAACAGGAGAGCUUAACUCGCUGUAACGCCUGAAGUUGAUCUCUGAUGAUUAGAGCAAAGCAACAUCUUCCCAGGCUGAGAAAUGAAGUCAACAUGAUGAUGACGUGAAAAAAACUGCACUUCCUUUGAGGGGCCACUUGAGGCUUGCUCCAAAAAGAGGAAAAUGUUGUGAACUGUCUCUCAAUGUGAAAACACUUACAUGCUGUCAGUGCACAAGGACAGACAUGGAAUAAGCCUUAAUCGUGCUCCAUCUAAACACACUCUAACCACAUUAUGUUUGUGGGUGUUCUCAUUUUGACAAAAAACUUAUAGAUUUGUUUCUGUCUUAAUGCAAUAUGGACAAAGAACCUUCAAAACACACCUUCAACAAAUGUCACCCCACAGAAACUCUUUGUAAGAAUGGAGACAUUUUGUGAUCCACUUGUCAGCUGAGGACCCUUGUUCAAAAAUCUAAAAUAGUUUAAUAUUCAUAAAAUAAAUGUGCGCCAGGUUUGCUCAUUUGUGUUUCAGUGAAGAAUGAAUCUCCUAAAUAGUGUCUCUGCCAAAAGUCAAGUUCACAGUUACUCUACCAGUCUUGUCUGCUCUUGGCACUGAUUUCUUUAAGCCCACUCUAGGUCAAUGUACUAAACAUUACUAAGGUCCAUCGCAUUGGCAAGUACAUACCCUUCUAAAAAUCGUAUUUCUUUAAAAGGUCCCAAAAACCACCUUAUCAGUCAGAACUACUUAGUUAAUUGUAGAAGAUUCUGUGUUCAUGUUAGCAAUGUUGUUCAUUUUUACUUUUGUUAUAUGUUCUUUUUGUUAUAUGUUCCUGAUUUAAUUCUUGUUUUUAUAUUAAUAUUAUGUUAAUUCUAUCUUGUUUUAUUUUGUUUCUUUUACCUGUUUUUGUCUACUUUUGUCCAUGAAUGAAUAAGUCCUUUUCAUUUGAUCUUUAGGGAGGUCCUAAUAAGCAUGCAGAAAUCCCCCUAGACUUUUCAAAAUGUAAUCUGACCAUCCCAACAAAAAUGCGAACAUUAUAAUCUCUCUUUAUACUUGUUUAAUUUUUUGUUUGAUACAGUGAUAUUUGUAACUAUUUCUGCUGUAAAGUCUUAAUCUAAAACUGUAUUUAAAUAGGCCUAAGUGAACACAGAAUUCAUCGCACUGCUGAGGACUAAAUAAAAACUAGUGUCUUCUGAUUA
This is a messenger RNA of Labrus mixtus (cuckoo wrasse), 4507 nucleotides long. RefSeq lists its product as uncharacterized. The transcript has 20 exons. The record is from RefSeq and is a predicted model, not a curated record. Lineage: Eukaryota; Metazoa; Chordata; Actinopteri; Labriformes; Labridae. The coding region runs from base 289 to 3348 and encodes 1019 amino acids.